AUGUUGCUGUCGCGUCUGAAGGCUCUUUCCCUACUUGCCUUAGCUUGGCUCGAUGGAAUCAAUGCCAGAGCCAUUGGGACGGAUCUGAAGCUCCUCAAUGGAAGGCAGCAAGACAUUGUGACAUGGGACGACAAAAGCUUGUUCAUCAAUGGCGAGAGAUUGAUGAUCUUCAGCGCCGAAUUUCAUGCCUUCAGAAUGCCGGUUCCAUCCCUAUGGCUCGAUAUCCUCCAGAAGAUCAAGGCAGCUGGCUACAACUCCGUCUCCUUCUACGUCAAUUGGGGACUCUUGGAGGCAAAGCCAGGUGAGGUUCGCGCUGAGGGCAUUUUUGCACUCGAGCCACUCUUCGAGGCCGCCGAGAAGGCUGGACUCUACCUCUUUGCUCGACCGGGGCCGUAUAUCAAUGCUGAAGUCACCGGAGGAGGUUUUCCUGGUUGGCUCCAGAGAGUCCAAGGAGCGCUCAGGACUGGCGACGAAGCUUACCUGAAGGCAACUGACAAUUACACUGCCACCCUCGGAAGCAUCAUCGCCAAAGCUCAGAUCACCAACGGAGGACCUGUCAUUCUUUUCCAAAUGGAGAACGAAUAUAACGCUGCCGUCGACCCGUACCCGUUCCCCGACUACGACUACUGGAAGUACGUCGACAAUCAGUUCCGCAGUCACGGGGUUGUUGUGCCGUACGUCAACAAUGAGGCCUGGCAGCUCGGUGCCAUCACUGCGCUUACGCCCGCCAAGGUUGAUAUUUAUGGACACGAUGGGUACCCGCUGGGAUUCGACUGCUGGAACCCCACGGUCUGGCCUGAGAAUGGCCUCCCUACUGAUUGGCUCACGACGAACAAUGCUAUCGCACCGACCACCCCGUAUACGAUCGUUGAGUUCCAAGGCGGUGGCUUCCAGCCAUGGGGAGGUGCUGGAUUCGAGUACUGCGCAGCCCUUCUCAACCAUGAAUUCGAGCGUGUUCUGUACAAGAACAAUUAUGCCGUUGGAGUGACCAUCUUCAACAUCUACAUGACUUGGGGUGGCACGAAUUGGGGUAACCUCGGACACUCCGACGGCUACACCUCGUACGACUACGGUGCUCAGAUCACCGAGGAACGUCUAGUCAACCGUGAGAAGUAUAGCGAGACGAAGCUUCAGUCCAACUUCCUUCACGUGUCUCCUGCCUAUCUCGUGGCCGAUCGAUUCAACGCCUCGCUUGAGUGGACCAACAACGACGCGAUCACCGUGACCCCAGCAACAACGAACACCACCAAGUUCUACAUCACGAGACAUACAAAGUACGACUCCCUUGAGACAACGGCGUAUAAGCUGAAGGUCAAGACUGUCAAGUACGGAGAACUGGAAGUUCCCCAGCUCAGCGAUAGCCUGUACUUGACCAGGCGCGACUCCAAGAUCCACGUCAGCGACUAUCCUGUCGGCGACAAGAAUCUGGUAUACUCCACAGCUGAGAUCUUUACAUGGAAGAAGUAUGCCGAUAAGACCGUGCUGGUCGUCUACGGAGGUGCCGACGAGCACCAUGAGCUGGCCAUCGAAGGUGAACAAGCCGAUGUCACCGACGAGAAUGUUAUCGAGGGCUCGGACGUCACUAUUGAGCAAAAAGACGGCUAUACUGUGUUGGGCUGGGCUGUCUCGGACGAGCGCAAGGUCGUCCGCGUACACGAAAACUUUUACGUGUACCUCCUGACGCGCAAUGAGGCCUACAACUUCUGGGUUCCUCCCGCGGUCGGUGAUUUCGGAACCUCUGAUGUUAUCGUCAAGGCUGGAUAUCUCGUCCGCAAUGUUGCCGUUACCGGUGACUCCAUCAGCUUUUCUGGUGACGUUAACAUCACAACCACCAUCGAGAUUAUCGGUGGUGCCCCAUCGUCUCUGAAGACUCUGAACUUCAACGGUAAGUCUCUUGACUUCAAGCAGAAUGACCACGGAGCUGUGACAGCCAAGGUCGACUUCUCCACUCCGGAGAUCAAGCUUCCGUGCAUCAGUCAACUCAGCUGGAAGUAUAUCGACAGUUUGCCAGAGAUCAAGUCAGACUACUCUGAUGAGUUAUGGACGGCCGCGGACCUCGAGAAGACGUACAACACCGCGAACCCUCUCAAGACUCCCGCCAGCUUGUACGGUGGAGACUACGGCUACCACACCAGCUCGCUUCUCUAUCGCGGUCACUUCACUGCCAACGGCGAUGAAACGACUUUCAAUAUCACCACCCAAGGAGGCAACGCUUAUGGUGCUUCAGUGUGGCUGAAUGAGGAGUUCAUCGGUUCCUGGGUCGGAAACGCCGUGUCUCCCGCCUACAACAGCACUUUCGCCCUGCCUAAAUUGACCAAAGACAAGGAUUACGUCUUCACAGUCGUCGUUGACCAUAUGGGUCUGAACGGCAACUGGGUCGUCGGCGAAGAGCAGCAGAAGAACCCCCGCGGCAUCCUCAACUACAACCUUGCAGGUCACGAGCAAUCUGAUAUCAAGUGGAAGAUCACCGGCAACCUGGGCGGCGAGGACUACGCCGACGGAGAACGCGGCCCUCUCAACGAAGGCGGCCUCUUCAUCGAGCGACAGGGAUACCACUGGCCCCAACCUCCGUCGGCCUCCUGGGAAGACAGCAAGGGCCCCUCCGCGGGAAUUGAAAAGGCCGGAAUUGCCUAUUACUCUGCGACUUUUGACCUCGACCUCCCCACUGGCUUCGACAUCCCGCUGUCUCUGACUUUUGCCAACACCACAGCCGCGGCGUACCGCGCUCAGAUCUUUGUGAACGGAUACCAAUUUGGCAAAUUUGUUCACCAUGUCGGCCCGCAAGCUCGCUUCCCCAUCCCUGAGGGCAUCCUCAACUACCAGGGCUCCAACCAUCUCGGCAUCACGCUCUGGGCUAUGGAGAAGGGCGGCGCCAAGGUUGAGGGACUCAAGUGGGAGGUUGGCAUGGUCAGCGCAACUGGGUUUGGAAAGGUGACACCUGCGCCGCAGCCGAAGUGGGCUGAAAGAAAAGGAGCUUACUGAAGGGCCAUAAAUCACAUAGCUGAUUUGUUCAUGUACGGCAUAUUAUCUUGGCAUCUGAGCAAGUCCACGAGGUUCUCCUUGACCCAAAUUAUAGCGCAGCCAGUCAUCUAAAGAUACCAACGCUCAUAACCUAAGGAUAUCAAUAAAAUUAGCCCGCACCUAACAGUCCUGGGUGGCAUCCUCUUCCAAGACAUCGCCCACGUGAACGAUCACUUUCUGGCGAUUUCAGUCACCAUCGGAUAGUG
Messenger RNA from Colletotrichum acutatum, 3227 nucleotides. RefSeq names its product family 35 glycosyl hydrolase. The transcript is spliced from 10 exons. Lineage: Eukaryota; Fungi; Ascomycota; Sordariomycetes; Glomerellales; Glomerellaceae. Gene Ontology annotation, cellular component: vacuole. The record is from RefSeq and is a predicted model, not a curated record. Gene Ontology annotation, biological process: carbohydrate metabolic process. The coding region runs from base 1 to 2982 and encodes 993 amino acids. Gene Ontology annotation, molecular function: beta-galactosidase activity.